Molecule: messenger RNA, 3920 nt
Organism: Cynocephalus volans (Philippine flying lemur)
Lineage: Eukaryota; Metazoa; Chordata; Mammalia; Dermoptera; Cynocephalidae
Gene: ARSD
Product: arylsulfatase D
Exons: 10
Coding region: 42-1853 (603 amino acids)
Molecular function (GO): arylsulfatase activity
Source: RefSeq, a predicted model, not a curated record
UGCGUGCAGAGUGCUCGGGGCAGGGUCCUGCGCGCACGGCCAUGGGACUCACGGCGCACAGCGGUGCGCGCCGGCCUCGGGGACGGGCAGUGCCAGCCUCCAGGGACUCCUUGCAGAUCAUGCUGUUUGUAUGUUUGCUUCUUACCUCGUGGAAACUGAGAGCAGCUAAUGCCUUUAAACCAAAUAUUCUACUGAUAAUGGCCGAUGACCUGGGCAUUGGGGACGUUGGUUGCUAUGGGAACCAUACACUGAGGACUCCAAACAUUGACCGGCUUGCAGAGGAAGGUGUGAGACUCACCCAGCACCUGGCAGCUGCACCACUUUGUACCCCGAGCAGAGCUGCUUUUCUCACGGGGAGACACUCUUUCCGAUCAGGCAUGGAAGCCAGCAAUGGCUAUCGGGCCCUGCAGUGGAACGCGGGCUCAGGUGGGCUUCCCCCCAAUGAAACUACUUUUGCAAGAAUCCUGCAGCAGCAAGGUUAUGCAACUGGCCUCAUAGGAAAAUGGCACCAGGGUGUAAACUGUGCAUCCCGUGCCGAUCACUGCCACCACCCACUCAACCACGGGUUUGACUACUUUUUCGGCAUGCCAUUCACACUUGUAAAUGACUGUGACCCGGACAGACCCCCCGAAGUGGAUGCAGCGACCAGAGCAAAGCUCUGGCAUUAUACCCAGAUAAUGGUCUUGGGGAUUCUCACCGUAGUGACUGCCAAGACCUGUGGUUUCAUCUCCGUUUCCUGGAAAGCAGUCACAGGUGUGGCCUGUCUUGGCUUCCUGUUUUUCGUCUCUUGGUAUGCCAGCUUCGGGUUUGUGCGACGCUGGAAUUGCAUCCUGAUGAGAAACCAUGUAGUCACGGAGCAGCCCAUGGAUCUGGAAAAAACAGCACAUCUUGUGCUAAAGGAAGCUGUUUCCUAUAUUGAGAGAAAUAAGCACGGGCCAUUUCUCCUGUUUGUCUCCCUGUUACACGUGCACAUUCCACUCCCUACCACGAAAGCGUUUCUUGGGAAAAGUCAGCACGGCUUAUAUGGUGACAACGUGGAGGAGAUGGACUGGCUCAUAGGCGAAAUUCUCAACGCUAUUGAAGAAAGGGGCCUGAAGAACACGACCCUCACGUAUUUCACCUCUGACCAUGGAGGACACUUGGAGGCGAGAGAUGAGAGCAGCCAGUUGGGAGGGUGGAAUGGAAUAUACAGAGGUGGCAAAGGCAUGGGAGGCUGGGAAGGUGGGAUCCGCGUGCCGGGGAUAUUCCGGUGGCCCGGGGUGCUGCCAGCUGGCCGGGUGAUCGAUGAGCCCACCAGCCUCAUGGAUGUUUUCCCUACUGUGGUCCAGUUGGGGGGCGGCCAGGUGCCCCAGGACAGGGUGAUUGACGGCCGCAGCCUGAUUCCCUUGCUGCAAGGAGCUGCUAAGCACUCGGCACACGAGUUCCUGUUUCAUUACUGUGGGGAGUAUUUGCACGCAGCACGCUGGUACCAGGACAGUGGAAGAGUCUGGAAGGUCCAUUACACGACACCACAGUUCCACCCCGAGGGAGCAGGGGCCUGCUACAGCCGAGGUGUCUGCCCGUGCUCCGGGGAGGGUGUGACCCAUCACAGCCCUCCUUUGCUCUUUGACCUCUCCUUGGACCCUGCUGAAGCACGACCCCUGUCUCCUGCAUCUGAACCUCUGUACCACACAGUGAUCGCAAGGGUGGACGAGGCUGUGGCAGAGCACCGGCAGACCCUGAGUCCUGUGCCCCAGCAGUUUUCUGGGAGCAACAUCCUGUGGAAGCCAUGGCUGCAGCCAUGCUGUGGACACUUCCCGUUUUGCUCAUGCCAUGAGGACAGGAGCAGGUCCCCAGAUAGGCCAGGACUGUAAGGGAGGACCCAAGAGAGCAUGACUGGAUUGAAAGAAAAACUCUCCAACGUUGAUAUUGACUUCUGUUUCCUUCUUGUGAGGAGCAUGCCCUGGAUGGUGAGUGGGUCUCAGUUUUUCUAUCAGUGGAAUGAGGACCUCCUAGUAGACACCCAAUAAUGUCCCUUCCUCCUCCUUUUCAAAGCUUGGGGGUAUCAUAUGACAGAUGCCUGAUUUUCUUACUCAUUGAUCUUAAAGCACACUUGAGAUUUCAUCACCUACAAGAACAGCCUCACAAAAUGACAGGCAAAGGUACCCACAACUACUGUUUUUCAGAUAACAGAGGAAAGUUAAAGUGGCUCUGUCUCCUGCUCUUGGGGUGACAAGUCCUUGAUCUCAAGAGUUUGACUCCUUUCCCACACAUUAGGGUCACUUUUAUGUGUCUGUAGUGCAUCAGUUAGGAAUUGCUUUGUGCUGCUGUUAACAGAUAAUGAGAAUCAGAAGGCCUUAAUCAAGGCAAGGGUGCAUUCUCUGCCAGGUAACAGGAAGCUCAGAUGGAAGCAUCCCAGGGCUCCAGGCUCUUUGCAACUCCCUACUUUAUUCUCAUGAGCAUGAAGAGUUUGCCUCAUGGUGUCAUAAUGGCUGCCACAGCUCCAGACCUCAUAUUGACAUUCCAGGCAGCAGGAAGGGCAAGAGCAAAAGGUCAUUCAUCACCCCUAAGUCAGUCCCUGUGAAGGGAGAUUAUUUGGAAGCCCCAACCCACAAGUUCUGCUUCCCACAGUCAUCCAUAGAAACAACUGGAAAUUGAGACAUGCAGUCCUUUCGGGUGGGCACCUUGCUGCCCAGAAUGAAAUCAGGAUUAUGCCGGUCAGCAGGAAGGAAAGAGAUUAAGUUGUCUAAGGUUUCAGAUGCACCACUUUUUUGGCUAAUUUAAGUGACUUUAUCUUGUUCAGCUUUCAAGCACAUCUUACAGCCAGUGCUUUCUUCCUGGAAAAUGAGCAGAAAUGUCUGGAUGGAAGGAGUUAACCUCAGACAAAGGACCAACCAUACACGAGGAAGGCCACAGGCAUUCUUCAAAUACCUCAUAUUUGACCAGUGUGUUAUUUAAAUAAAUCUUGCUGUGUCUCAUCCUCACACCCACCCUGGUGGCUCAGUAAUGCAGGUGUAACCCUAACUCACCCCACAGCUGGGAGCCCCUGCCCCCAGCUCCCCAUCCUGGUGGAUAUUGCACUGUCUCUGAGUCCACUAUUGGGGGGUAGUCAAAGGGGAGACUAUGGUGCAUCUAGGGAAGGGAUCAUUCACUACCACGUACCAACGAGAUUGGCAUUGCAGGGACCUGGGAUGGGAAGGUAGGAAGUCAUCACCACACGUAGGCAUGGAGGCUUCUGGAAUCCAGAGAGAGGAAUAGCAGGGACUGCCUGCAGGGGUGAGGGUCUUGGGGAGAACUGAGGCAGCCCUGCCAGCUCAGAAAGGGCAGGUGGACCCUUUCUCCCCCAGCUCUCCAUGCCCAAAUCCUAAAGGGACAUUUGUUGGCUGAAAACUUGAAGCCAGAAGGAAUCUGAGGCAAGAGAGACAGCUGGAGAAAGACCCGGAGCAUAAACAGGACCAAGCACAACCUUCAAACAGUAAAAUAGAAGCAUCCAUGGAGUGUGCGGGCUGGGGGGAGGGUCACUAAAAGCUGUCUCAUCUUUUAUUCUGCUCGGCAUGGUGUUGAACAAACCCCUUAAAACAAAUCUCUCACUUGAAACGUUCAAACCGAUCACAUUCUAAGAAUUCCGUGGUGUUCGAUAAAAACUGCUGUGGAUUUUGAUCUCUUAAAGCUUCCCUAUAAGAAAGACACAAGUAUAUAUCAUCGGUUCCUUAGGACUUGCUAAGAGGGUCCCGACGUGCCUCGCCAGAGUUGUGGAGGCUUUUCCUCGCCCCUUAUUUGAUCUUUAAAAGUGAACGUAAAAGGGAUUUAAGUCAACCUAAACCUAAGCCGCUGGUCUGGAUAGUUGAGGCAAUUAAGUUGCAUCUGGCUGGUUCUGUGGACCACUCCACAGAUAGGAUGGUGGGAUUUCUGGGGAAUCAAAUGCAUCUUUACGCCAACGA